Molecule: messenger RNA, 744 nt
Organism: Ilex paraguariensis (yerba mate)
Lineage: Eukaryota; Viridiplantae; Streptophyta; Magnoliopsida; Aquifoliales; Aquifoliaceae
Source: the annotation of a GenBank genome assembly
AUGCACGAUGAGGAGGAAUCAUGGUGGACCGGGCUAGUCAUUAGUCCUAGGCUGACGCGCAAGGUCACGGUCCAUGGUCCUUUCGGGGAAGAGCCGCACUACGAUCAUGUUAUUUGUGGAUCACCGGACGGAGUUAAGCCUGCCACCAUGAAUCAGCUUCCGCAGAACCUCAUUCCAGACCCUGCGAGCCCCGAAUGGAUGAACAAAGGAGACAACGCAUGGCAGCUCACGGCGGCGACGCUGGUCGGCCUUCAAAGCGUACCUGGACUCGUAAUCCUCUACGGCAGCAUCGUCAAGAAGAAAUGGGCUGUGAACUCUGCUUUCAUGGCUCUCUACGCCUUCGCCGCCGUCCUCGUUUGCUGGGUCGGCUGGGGCUACCAAAUGGCCUUCGGCGAUAAAGGGAAAUUCCUUCCUUUUCUCGGAAAACCGGACGUCUCCUUGGAUCAAAAGGUUCUUCUGGAAAAAGCGUUUCUUGGGAUGUUGCCGACUGCGACGAUGGUCUUCUUUCAGUUCGUGUUUGCGGCGAUCACGUUGAUAUUGGUCGCCGGCGCAUUGCUCGGAAGGAUGAAUUUUAUUGCAUGGAUGUUGUUUGUGCCGCUUUGGCUUACGUUCUCUUACACUGUCAGUGCGUAUAGCAUAUGGUUUCCCAGUGGGUGGUUGUCGAAGAUGGGAAUAAUUGACUACUCCGGUGGAUAUGUCAUUCACUUGUCUUCAGGUGUCGCUGGUUUCACUGCGGCCUAUUGG